GAAAUCCAUUGACGUUUUUCUAGUAAUUUCUAGCAAUUUCUUUUAAAUAUACGUUUUAAUUGUGAUUUCAUUCGAGAAUUUACUGAUUAUAAUUUUCCGUUCGAUGUUUAACAGUACACUAGUAUUGUUAUAUAAUUGUAUCUAAUUAGUAUAAAGUAUUUGAUUUACUUGUAAUACACAUUUUUUGUUUUAUUGAAUUGAAGAUAACCAGUAUGUCUGAAGUGAAAAUAAAGGAGCUUCGCAGUGAUAUAGACGAGUUAAAUGAGUUACUAAAACAAGCCAAUAGGAAAAAAGUUAAAGAUCUCUUGUCACUGGAAAUUCGUAAAUUGGAGACCGAAUGGAUUAACUUGAAAGAAACCGAAAACGCUUCUAUUACUGAUGUCACAUCGUCGCCUGCUACAGCAUCGGCUUCAGCACAAAAAAGAUAUCAAAUCAAACUAAAUGGUUAUGGUUGGGAUCAGUCAGAUAAAUAUAUACAAGUGUUUGUUACACUUAAGGAUGUUCACACUGUGCCAAAAGAACAAGUUUACUGUAAACUGACAGAUAGAUCAAUGGAGUUACAUAUUGACAAUUUGGAUAACAAAGACUACUUGCUUGUUAUUAAUAAACUUCUUGAACCUAUUGUUGUUGCAGACUGUCACUGGAAACAAAAGACAGAUAGAGUUGUAAUAUUCCUGGCAAAAUCACGUCCAAAUAUCAAGUGGUCUCAUAUGACUGAAUUGGAAAAAAAAUUUGAAGACCAACGCAGCAACAGAUUCAAAACAGAAGAUGCUGAAAAGAAAGACCCACAGGAAUCCAUCAUGAGUCUUAUGAAGAAUAUGUAUGAAACUGGUGAUGAUGAUAUGAAGAGAAUGAUAUCCAAGGCUUGGUAUGAAGGCCAACAUAAGAAAAAAACUGACACCUUAGACCUGUAAACUGUGCUUAUAAUGUAUUCUUAUUUGAAAGUAAUUUCAUAGAAAACAAUUUUGAUUCUAUGUGCUGUGGAAGUGUAACCUAUUUUGUGUUAUCACUCACUGAUCUGUCUCCAGCCUUUAAAGUUUUUGAUUACCAAGAUUUGUAAAAAAUUGUCUAUCUGGAUACGCCAUCUCACCUAUUUCAGCUGUCAAAUAGCUUGUUUUGUGAGCUGUACUGUGAGAUAAGGCAGUGAAAUUAGAAUAAAUGAAAUAAUUAAGGCACAUUAUAUCUUAGUUCUUUGGAAUGGCAAUGAUAAGUAGAAUUAUGAUGAUGUGAUGUCCAUGGAGGACCACUUACAAUCAGGUGGCUCAUUAGCUUGUCUCAUUUCAGUUAGUUCAACAUUACUGGCUGCCUUGCAUGUAUGGAUUAUGUAGGACUAUUUGUGCUGCUCAUUCUUAAUUACAGCUAUUCAAUUAAGAAUAAAGAGCCUAAAUGAAUUACAUAAAUGAACCAGAGCCAUGUUUUGCGUCAUACAUGUGAAGUAACCACUAACAGAAUUUUUUCAUAAACAGAAUUUGAAUUU
Achroia grisella is the source of this 1477-nucleotide messenger RNA. RefSeq names its product calcyclin-binding protein. NCBI's taxonomy places the organism in Eukaryota, Metazoa, Arthropoda, Insecta, Lepidoptera, Pyralidae. The transcript has 5 exons. Gene Ontology annotation, cellular component: nucleus. The coding region runs from base 213 to 914 and encodes 233 amino acids. Gene Ontology annotation, biological process: heart development. Gene Ontology annotation, molecular function: tubulin binding; ubiquitin protein ligase binding; S100 protein binding. The record is from RefSeq and is a predicted model, not a curated record.